Messenger RNA from Cavenderia fasciculata, 1992 nucleotides. RefSeq lists its product as uncharacterized. The transcript has 10 exons. Lineage: Eukaryota; Evosea; Eumycetozoa; Acytosteliales; Cavenderiaceae. Bases 1 to 1992 code for a protein of 663 amino acids. The record is from RefSeq and is a predicted model, not a curated record.
AUGAUUGGAUUAGUAGGAAUACUUGCAUUGUUGUCAUCAACAAGUGCACAAUUACCAACCAAUUUAUAUGUCAACUUUAUUCCAAAUCAAGUUGAAGAGACUUGUAAAGGUGAUACUGCAGUUGGCGUAGGAUACUCUUUUUCAAUCAACCAAUGUAUCGUUGUUGAAGAUAAAUCCUAUUAUUUCAUAGUAGAUGCUUUACGUGCUGGUUGGAAGAUCUAUAACAAUACCGAUUGUAAGGGCAAGUUUGAUGUUGGUUCCUACAAGAAUGGGUCAUGUGUAUUGGCAGACUUUGCAUCGGAUCUACCUACUCAAUGGGCUAUCAUGUACAUCUCUGAGAGUCCUGUACCAACACCAAUCACCACCAAUAGCACCUUUAUCACAUCGUACUAUACCGACGACAAGUGUACCAAUCUCCAAUACUACUAUUACUUUGUCACUGGAUUCCAAUACACUUACAUGGACUAUAACCUCACCUUUAGUUGUGACUCUUCUCAAUCACCAGUCGAAAGUAUCUGUACUUCUGGAUGUACCGGUGAAAAGUGUUGUACCAGUAAACAAUAUCCAACUACAUGUUCCCAAGAAACUACUUUUACUUCUGCUUGGGAAACAUCGAUCAGCUCAAUUCAAAAGUCAGUUGACUUGAAUGAACCAACAACAACAGGAACAAAAAGACUCUACCUCUACCCAUCUACAAUACCAUCAAAAGACAAGAGGAACAUAGAAGAAUGGAAUACCAACAACAACAAGAUCUGGCUGGCUAGUUGUAGAUACCGAAUGUCUGCAAUCAAUAUUGCUAGUAAAAUAUCACCUAGAGUAGGUAGUAGUAUAUUAUGGAGUAGUUUGAUUGAUAUUUUCUCACAUGACACAUCUGUAAAUAGUGGUUGUUUGACGACUAGUUCAUUUUCUAGAAUGGCAGAGGAUCAAUCUGCGAUCCCUCUACAAAAUUUAAAUAAUGAAGAUGGAGCUGGAAAUCAAAAUCAAAAUGGAAAUCAGAAUCAAAUGUCAUUUAUUGUAAAAGAUUCACCAGUAGUAGUUGGACAAAAUAGUAAUAGUAGUAUAACAUCACCAACCACAACAAUACAAGGAGAUCAAUUAUUUUUACCGGCAAUUUCCAACAAUGCUGCCUCUACAAAUAAUUCAACACAAGGAUUAUUAUCGGGAACACAACAAGGACAAGCAUCGAAUAGUAUAAAUAUAAAUAGUAGUAUGAGUAGUAUGAGGAAUGGAUUAUACUAUGACACCAAUGAUUCACUUCACUCUGCAGUACAAAAUAGCAACAUAUCGUCGUCGACACCCUAUCUAGACUACUCGACCAAGACAUCGGUCGAUGAGAUGGUUCACUUUUUACCACCACCUCCAACCCAUACUGUUCCAGUAUUCAAACAAUAUUGGACGUAUCCUGUUGCCUCCAGCAUACACCAUCAUCAUGAAGUUUUUAUUCGUAAUCCCGUCUCUGUCGCAUCCAUUGUCUUUUCCAAACUGGGUCUACAUAUUUUCAUGUCACUCUUUAUGGUGUUCCCUUCAAUUGAACGGUUCGCCGUAUCAUUGAUCCCAUCCAAACUUUUGGCAUGGGCAGAACGGUUCCAAAGUGACGACAAAAACGAUGACUAUGAUGAAGACGAAAAGAUCUCUGAAAAGAAUGAGUUUGACAAGAUGUACUUGGAAAAAGACAACUCUUAUUGCAAGUUGCAUUCUAGUGCUACUGACCUUUGGUUCUCAAUGUUUUCCGAUCUUUUGGCUGUCAUCAUGUCGUUUACCGUCUAUACACUAGUUGCCUAUUCUGUCAUUUGGCUCAUCCUCAACUACAUCAUCAAACCAUUGGAUCUCAAAAAGGUCAUUGAUCUCGUCUCUGUCAAUUGGUUCCCUCUCAACCACUUUUACAUUAGUUGUAUCAACAUGGUCAUGGCUUAUGUAAUCGUUGUUGUAGCUCUUAUGCCUGAUUUGUUUUAUAUUCCAGGUUUUGACCUUUGGUCAAGUACUGUCAGUUAG